AUGAAUAAAGUUAACUUGAAAGUGGGACAGAAGUUGAUAGUAGAACUUGACGAUGAGGUUAUCCUCGGUGAGCUGAUUCACGUUGCAUCCGACAAUACCUUCAUCAAGUUGGCCAAUGCCCGCGAUAUAUCGGCAAACAACCUGCUUGGCAAUCAAGCAUAUUAUAGUUCGGAAAUUCGCAAUAUACAGAUUGUUGAUGAUGCUAAAGACGAGCCGGAAUCCAGCACUGAGCAUACUACUGUCGCGCCUACACCAAGUCCACCUGUGAAACAUCUUUCGCUAGAAUGUCUCAACGACGCACUGCAAAGGGUGGACAACUGUGUAUAUAUUCAACAACCGGAUGCGAAGUACCAUGCGGCUAUCAGCGUUCUUAAGAAAGAGCGGACGCUUGCCAUCUCCAUGGAAGGAGUUGAAGAAGGACGACAUGCAAAGUCGGUUUCAUUGCUCUCAAUAGCCUCGAACAGCGCAAUUUACAUCUUCGACAUUAAGUGGUUAAACAUUACAAAAGAUCUACGAGAACUAAUUUCUAGCGAUCGUUAUUUACGGGUUUUACACAACGGCCGUUUUAUACAAGAUAUCCUGCUACAUCGAUACAACCUAGCGCUCGGACGAUGCUUCGAUACCAUGUUGGCGCAUAUUGCAACGACCAAAUGUAAAGCAACCAAGGACCCGGAAACAGCGAAAGAAGCGCCGGGAAUUAUUUCCAUACAAACGUGCAUCGCUUACUACUUGAAGUUGCCAGAAAACUUUUUCAACGACAAUGUCAAUUAUGAUUUGCGACCAACAAGCACUGAAGCUAAACGCGAGGCGGCCAAGAAAAUUGCUUUCCUAAUCAGUCUUCAGGAUCACUUCAUACAUGAAAUUAUGUUGGAACGAUUCUAUCGUGGUUGUGCUCAGUAUUGCACUAGUCUGGCUUGCAAUGUAGAUUUCAUUGAUAGUUUAGCGGAGGCGAAUUCUGAUGGACACCGAGCCGUUAAUGCCGUGAAACCAUUCGAAUUGGAUGCUGGCAUGCAUUGUCUUUGGCCUACGAGUAAAGGGAAUUAAGCUGUAUUCCAAAUGAUUCGAAAGAUUUAAAAUAAAAAGUAGAGGACGAGAUUUAA
Anopheles aquasalis is the source of this 1100-nucleotide messenger RNA. Its product is annotated as protein Exd1 homolog. Lineage: Eukaryota; Metazoa; Arthropoda; Insecta; Diptera; Culicidae. The record is from RefSeq and is a predicted model, not a curated record. Gene Ontology annotation, biological process: nucleobase-containing compound metabolic process; piRNA processing. Gene Ontology annotation, cellular component: PET complex. Gene Ontology annotation, molecular function: nucleic acid binding; 3'-5' exonuclease activity.